Molecule: messenger RNA, 777 nt
Organism: Naegleria lovaniensis
Lineage: Eukaryota; Heterolobosea; Eutetramitea; Acrasida; Naegleriidae
Exons: 1
Coding region: 1-777 (258 amino acids)
Biological process (GO): phosphate-containing compound metabolic process
Cellular component (GO): cytoplasm
Molecular function (GO): magnesium ion binding; inorganic diphosphate phosphatase activity
Source: RefSeq, a predicted model, not a curated record
AUGACUUCACAGCUUGGCAAACUUGGCAUAACAAAAAUUAUUGAAGGCACUCUCGGAGCUAGAGGAUUUAAAAUUAAGUAUAAAUCUCAACAAUGUUUGAUUUCUCCAUGGCAUAAUAUCCCACUAAGAGCCUCUGAAAAGUUAAAUCUAUAUCAUUAUUUGAAUGAAAUUCCUCUCGGAACACUUAAAAAGAUGGAAGUAAACACCAAAGAAGAGCACAACCCAAUCAUACAAGACGAAAAGAAGGGAAAACUUAGAGAAUUUACAUACCGAGUAGACAAAGGAGGAAUACCUUUCAAUUAUGGAAUGCUUCCUCAAACUUGGGAAGAUCCACACAAGAUAAUCCAUGUGCCAUUCGGUGGUGUUAAAGACGGAAUUUAUCAGCCAACAAUUGCAGUCAAAGGUGAUGGGGACCCCAUAGAUAUUGUAGAAGUGAGUGACUAUGCACUAGAAAUGGGAGAGGUCUAUACAGUGAAAAUAUUUGGAAUUUUAGGAAUGAUUGAUGAAGGAGAAAUGGAUUGGAAAGUGUUAGCAAAAGUUGUUACACCAGAAGAAGAACAGGCUUCACAUUUCUCCCAAGACAUUUACGACAUUCCAAAGGGAAAGCUCCGUGACAUUAUUGACUGGUUCAGGAUGUACAAAACUACGGAUGGGAAACCUGAAAACCAUUUUGCAUUCCAGGAUUCUUUUUUGGACCGUUCAUACGCCACACACAUCAUUGAACAAACACACAAGCAUUGGUCGGAAAGAUUGCCUUCUGAUGUAAAAGCUCAAUAA